Messenger RNA from Aspergillus nidulans FGSC A4, 2321 nucleotides. RefSeq names its product E3 ubiquitin-protein ligase RAD18 (gene rad18). Bases 68 to 1399 code for a protein of 443 amino acids. The transcript is spliced from 3 exons. Gene Ontology annotation, molecular function: single-stranded DNA binding; ubiquitin protein ligase activity; DNA binding. The record is from RefSeq and is a predicted model, not a curated record. Gene Ontology annotation, cellular component: nucleus. NCBI's taxonomy places the organism in Eukaryota, Fungi, Ascomycota, Eurotiomycetes, Eurotiales, Aspergillaceae. Gene Ontology annotation, biological process: protein monoubiquitination; DNA damage tolerance; DNA repair.
CCGAGAUAUAAGCAAGAGCUUCGCGGAGAAGUCUACCUGGAAGGCGGCUACCAUCGCGUUUGUACUGAUGGAGCCGACAUUUGACAUCCCGGACUCGACCGAUUGGCUCGACACGCCGUUAACGCUUCUCGCGCCUUUUGAAACGUCCCUCCGCUGCCAGGUCUGCAAGGACUUUUUCGACAACCCUGUGAUCACGUCGUGCAGCCACACAUUUUGCUCGCUAUGUAUCCGCCGGUGUCUGAGUACAGAGGGAAAAUGCCCUACAUGCCGGAGCUCUGAUCAGGAGCUGAAGUUGCGUCGCAAUUGGGUGGUGCAGGAGCUGGUGGAGGGGUUUAAGAAUGCUCGACCGAGCAUAUUACAGCUAGCUAGGAUGGCACAAACUGGCACGGAUGAUAGUGGAGAUUUGGCUGCGGAAGAGCCUGCAUCGAAAAAGCGGAAAAUAGAGCCGAAUGCCAUUGUCGGCACAGAUGGUCUUCCUGAGGAGGGUAUUCGCACCCGAUCACAGAGUCGAGGAGCUAGUCGGCAGCCACAAGCUACUCCUGUUCAGGUCAUAGAUGAUGGUAAUGAUGAGGACUAUAUGCCGGACGGCUUGGUGCCGUGCCCUGUAUGUGGACGGAGGAUGAAAGAAGAAGCCGUGUUCCGUCAUCUUGACUCCUGUACUGGGACUGCAGAGGAACUGAAGCCAGCGGCUUUUGGGUCGUUAGCACCUGGCCCGCGCAAAUCGUUCCUAGCAGCCACGGGAAAACCACCGGAAAGACUUCCUGUUAUAAAUUAUUCUCUACUGAAAGAUACGGUGCUACGAAAGAAAUUGAAGGAUCUGGGCAUACCAAACUGGGGCCCGCGAGCUUUGCUGCAAAGACGACAUACUGAGUGGUUGAACUUGUGGAACGCCAAUUGUGACUCUAGGACACCGAAACCGAAACGAGAGUUACUGCGUGAAUUAGACGUCUGGGAGCGGACCCAAGGAGGAAAUUCAGUCACUCCCACCGACCCAACGAACGCUGUAAUGAAUAAGGAUUUUAAUACGGAAGAGUGGUCGGCGAACUAUGACACAGAUUUCAAGGCAUUGAUCGCGAAUGCGCGAAAGAAAAACGAUGCUGUUAUUCGCUCAACAAUACCGAACGCUUCCCAAGCGAAUUCGGAUACGCCGCGAAGCGCCCAACUCGUUGAUCAGCCUAUCGAAGCUUCGCUAACUCCGCAAGAUGUGGACGAGAAAAGCACAAUGAAUCCUCAGGAUGCUAUCGACAAUAGAACAGAGGUUCCCCCGGUACCAGAUCCUCCCCAAGCAUUAAGCGGGAUAGAUCGUGCGGUGAAUUCGCCGAUGAAGAAUGUGACCGAGGGCGAUGCCCAGGCGAUUCCCAUCUCCAGCAGUGCGUCCACCCAUAAAACGCCGCAUUGAAUCUGUCAAACGGUCUCGUCAGCGAGACCGACAUUCAGACAGUUCCGAACUCCAGCAAUGGCUAGGACUGCGCCGGCCCCUCAGUACCUCUGUGUUUAAUUGAGCAAGAGUGAACUCUGGGAACUGCGAUAUUACCUCAAGCUCCUUCUUCGACCGACAUCUGGGAUAGCUUUUCAAUGCUGUCCUCCAAGGCAGAAUCGACGUUCUGCCCCACUGGUGCUUUCCGGAUAGCCCCUUUGGUUUCCAGACCAAGGUUGUCGAGCUCGGCGAGCUGCUUCCUGGUUCCCUCUGCCUCCUGCUCUUCCUUCGCUUUCCGUUCCUUGAACUCCAGCCCUUCGAGCUCCUCGUCAAUCUCAGUCUCAUCAAUCUGUGGCCCAGCUUCACCCAUGAUGUUUCCGAUCUCGUCCACUUUGGACAUUUCCUCGCGCAGCUCAUAGACGACAUCCUCAACCUUGGAGACAUCGCCGAGUUGAGCAUUGAGACCUCGAAGGGCGCCCGUGCUGGAUUCCAUCACUUUGAGGUACUCGACAUGGUCCGUGGCCUGUUCGAUCUUGAGCUGGGUUUGCUCAAGCUGUGCGAGAGUAUCAAGUCUCUGCUGUAGAUUAUGCUCGGCGAGCUUCUUCGACCGCAAUGCAGCGAGGGCUGAUACGCGGUUCUUAUCACCAAGAGCGGCUCUUGCGGUUGCAUUAAGCUCGGCGAUUUUCUUUUCCAGGCUUCCAAUCUGUCUCGUCAUCGUUGCUGUGAGAGACUUGAUCAAGGAAAUCGCCGUAUCUUGUUCAGUAAUCUCUCUUGGAGAAUCAUCCGUGGGCCGGAACCUGAUCGUCUAGCAUACAUUUAGCCUUAAUCAUAUCUAGUAUAUAACCCGCAUCACGUACCUUGCCAUCAUAUGCAAUGGCACCCUUGUCGCGGGAUAAAUAGAGCA